AUGUCUGGUUCGCAAGGUCGUAAAUCCUCGGAUAAAAUAUUCAAUUCUGAAUCGAUAUCGAACUUAACCAAACCACAAUUGUUUUCAUUAUAUGAUGAAGAUAUUACCAAUCCAACUGAAUCGAAUUCAUUAUAUCAAAUUGUCAAUGAUUCAAAAUUGAAAUCCACACAAGAUAAAGUUCAACUAUCUAAUGAUAAUAGUACAUUAUUCCAAAAAUUGAUUCAUUUCAUUUUCAGUUUAUUUGUAUUAGGUGUAUCAGGUAUUAUUUAUUUAGAGAUUUCACAAAAUUUACACGACAAUCAUCAAUUACAUUCUAGUUUCACAUCGAAGCCUGUAAUUGUGAUCAAUAAAAUAAUUAAAUGGGUAUUUAAUGAUAAUAUUCCAUUAUUAUUACAACAUGAAUGGAUAAUAUAUGCUAUUGAAGGGAUUCUCUUUGGAUCAGUGAUACCAAUCUUAGAUUUAAUUUUCUUACAAAAGAGUAAAGCUCAAUUAAAAAAUGAUGACUCAUCAUUGUUUGGCAUUUUAAGAAUUGUCAAUGCAAUGUUAGGUGUUGCAUUUGGUAUUCGUAAAUUAGAUUGGUCCUCAUCAUUACAAGCUGCAGGUGUUUGGGGUCUAUUAAAUAUUGUGAUGUGGCUAUUCUUUGAUGGAACCAUCUCGUUAUUGAUGGAGUCAUUGUUAGCAAGUAUAGGUGUUACUAUAAGUUGUUUACAAGAGUUUCAAAAUAUUGAUAGUACCAUAAUUAGAAAUAGUUAUGAAAUUUCUCAAUUUUUAUAUUUUGAAGAUUUUUAUUUCUUAGGGUUUUUAAUUUUUGGUAAACUUGGUAGAUAUUUAUUCUUUUAA
Messenger RNA from Maudiozyma barnettii, 840 nucleotides. It is a transcript of the gene NSG2, whose product is annotated as Nsg2p. Lineage: Eukaryota; Fungi; Ascomycota; Saccharomycetes; Saccharomycetales; Saccharomycetaceae. Gene Ontology annotation, cellular component: endoplasmic reticulum. The record is from RefSeq and is a predicted model, not a curated record. Gene Ontology annotation, biological process: sterol biosynthetic process. The transcript has a single exon. Bases 1 to 840 code for a protein of 279 amino acids.